Molecule: messenger RNA, 2130 nt
Organism: Acanthaster planci (crown-of-thorns starfish)
Lineage: Eukaryota; Metazoa; Echinodermata; Asteroidea; Valvatida; Acanthasteridae
Product: tubulin alpha-1 chain-like
Biological process (GO): microtubule-based process
Cellular component (GO): microtubule
Molecular function (GO): GTP binding; structural constituent of cytoskeleton
Source: RefSeq, a predicted model, not a curated record
CUCGCUCUCUGUGGUCAUCGGUGUAGCCGAGACGAGGUUGUUAUAGCUGAGACAGCAAGCUGGACAGGGCUGCCCACGGAGAAAUUCUUCCUUCAUUGACUUCAUACUCGCCUUCUUUGUUCCAAGACAAAUCUUUCAUUCAAGGCCAAACCAUGCGUGAAUGCAUCUCAGUCCAUGUCGGCCAGGCCGGAUGUCAGAUGGGCAAUGCCUGCUGGGAGCUGUACUGCUUGGAACAUGGCAUCCAACCUGAUGGUCACAUCCCGGCAGACAAGGUCAUUGGUCCUCAUGACGAAGCCUUCAGUACCUUCUUCUUGGAGACAGGAGCCGGCAAGCACAUCCCAAGAGCCGUCUUCGUAGAUCUGGAGCCUACAGUUAUCGAUGAGAUUCGUACCGGCACCUACCGCCAGCUCUUCCAUCCUGAGCAGCUGAUCACAGGCAAGGAGGACGCCGCCAACAACUACGCCAGGGGUCACUACACCGUGGGCAAAGAACUCAUCGACUCGGUGCUGGAUCGCAUCAGAAAAACGGCCGAUCAGUGCACGGGACUCCAGGGUUUCCUCAUAUUCCACAGCUUCGGUGGAGGAACCGGCUCUGGCUUUACCGCUCUGCUCAUGGAGCGUCUCUCCGUCGACUACGGCAAGAAGUCCAAGCUGGAGUUUGCUAUCUACCCGGCUCCUCAAGUGUCUACUGCCGUAGUAGAGCCCUACAACUCUGUUCUGACUACCCACACCACCCUGGAGCACUCCGACUGCGCCUUCAUGGUUGACAACGAGGCCAUCUACGACAUCUGUCGUCGUAACCUCGACAUCGAGCGUCCGACUUACACAAACCUCAAUCGUCUAAUCGGUCAGAUUGUGUCCUCUAUCACUGCAUCUCUUCGCUUUGAUGGGGCCCUCAAUGUUGACCUGACCGAGUUUCAGACCAACUUGGUGCCCUACCCACGUAUCCACUUCCCCUUGGCCACCUAUGCUCCUGUCAUCUCUGCUGAGAAGGCCUACCAUGAGCAGCUGACGGUUGCUGAGAUCACCAACGCCUGUUUCGAGCCGGCUAACCAGAUGGUAAAGUGCGAUCCUCGUCACGGCAAGUACAUGGCCUGUUGUCUCCUUUACCGAGGUGAUGUCGUCCCCAAGGAUGUCAACGCUGCCAUAGCAACCAUCAAGACCAAGCGCACCAUCCAGUUCGUCGAUUGGUGUCCAACUGGCUUCAAGGUGGGCAUCAACUACCAGCCACCCACCGUCGUGCCUGGCGGUGAUCUGGCCAAGGUGCAGCGUGCCGUCUGCAUGCUGAGCAACACCACAGCCAUCGCCGAGGCCUGGGCUCGUCUGGAUCACAAGUUCGAUCUGAUGUACGCCAAGCGUGCCUUCGUCCACUGGUACGUGGGAGAGGGUAUGGAGGAGGGCGAGUUCUCUGAGGCUCGUGAGGAUCUGGCAGCCUUGGAGAAGGAUUACGAGGAGGUCGGUGUCGACUCCAUGGACCAAGGUGAACUAGAAGAUGUCGAAGAAUAUUAAAAACUUCCAGCUACUUUUCUUGCUUUGAAAAUGCCAGACCAAUAAUAGAGUCUCAGCUCUGUCACUGUUUAAUGUGAAAACGCGCCAUAUUUAACUUUUUCUUGAUCGCCUGCUUGAUGUUUCAAUUAUUUAUUGCAUUUCUGUAAGCACAAACUUUUUGAACGUUUUCUAUUUAAUUCUAUUACGAUUUCUUUCACCUGCUGGAUUUGCAAUAAUGAGGAUUAAAUUGAAACGAAAAAGUCAACAAAGACUAUCUAUUUUUGCACAAGAUGCUAGAAAUACAAGUAACCAAAACCACUGGAACCUGUGACAUUUCUCUCUCGUAGCUUGUUGACAGUAAAUUAUGACAAUCACUGUCACACCGUCUGAGACUACAAGAUGAAUGGUAUAAUCCUAAGGCCGUGUCCGAAACGGGCUUCCAGAGCUACGGCUAGGUCUAUUGUCUACGCGUCUCCACGCAUUUCCAAUGAAGACCUAGACCUAGCUCUAGACAAGAGAUUCGGAUGCAGCCUAUGUUUUGUUAAUGUAACUCGUGCCUGAAGCGAAAUGUAUGCUUGAAAUUGUCAUUGUGAACAUGUUAUUAAAGCGUUUUGAAUUAAACCAGCAUUCACUUGCAUUUAAA